This is a messenger RNA of Myzus persicae (green peach aphid), 915 nucleotides long. RefSeq lists its product as uncharacterized. Gene Ontology annotation, molecular function: protein dimerization activity. The transcript has a single exon. Lineage: Eukaryota; Metazoa; Arthropoda; Insecta; Hemiptera; Aphididae. The record is from RefSeq and is a predicted model, not a curated record. Bases 1 to 915 code for a protein of 304 amino acids.
AUGUCUAAGUCAACUUUUAAUAAACUAUCAAACUUUUGGAAUUUGGCCAGUAGAAGUACAGCAGCAUCAGACACAAUAUAUGACGUUUGCAAGUGUAAGUUCCCAGUUCCUGUGGUAACUAGAUGGAAUUCAUUGUAUGAUGCAACACAAAAAAUUUCUAAUCAUAAAAUAAAUGUAGGUAUAUUAUUUGAAAAAUUACAUUUGCCUAAAUUAAAAGUUAGUGAGUGGGCAUUCAUCGAAGAAUAUUGUAAUGUUAUGAAACCGUUAGCUUUUUCGUUAGAUAAAUUGCAAGGUGAAAAGAACAGCUUCUUGGGUUUUGUAGCUCCAACUCUUUUAGCUUUAAGAAAGUUGUUAAUACAGUCCAACCAGUUAACAUAUUGUAAACCAUUAAGUCUCGCAAUUGUGACUAGUCUCGAGAAACGAUUUAGUUUUGUAUACAAUCUAAGUGAACCAAAAAGCAAAAGUUUUAUUAUAGCGUCAAUAAGUCAUCCAAAAUUUAAAAUGGACUGGGUACCCGUUAGGUAUAGAGAUCUAUGUAAAAAAAUGUUUAUUGAUGAAUACAAUUUGAUGUCAUCUUUAAUUACUACAAAUUCUGACUCUGGAGAUGAGAGUGAUAAUAUGAGUGAUAAAGAGUUUUAUAAUAAUAUAUGUGUUCAAAAUUCAAAUCAUGAUUUUUCGGAUGAUGAAAUGAAUGUUCAAGUGUUAAAAUAUUUAAAUUCAAAAAAAAAAGAGCUACAGUUAUUAGACAAUUAUCCUGUAAUUAAAAAAAUAUUUUUUAAAUACAACACAACCCUUCCGUCAUCAGCACCUGUCGAAAGAUUAUUCAGUGGUGCAGUUCAAGUUUUGACAUCAAGGCGAAAUCGUCUUGGUGAUGUAACAUUUAACAAAUUAUUGUGUUGCCGAUCUAAACAAUAG